CUGCAGGCGUCGCUGAUGGCAUAGACUGUUGGCUUCUGGCUGAGAGGCUCAAGGAGAUGAAGAAGCAGGAUAAAGAAGACAAAGCAUACACAGGAUGGUGCUUGCAAUGAGUGAAGACAAUUCAGAACAGGUUGGAAGCCAUCCCAGACUGUGUGAUGUGCUCCAGGUGCUGUGGGCAGAACGAGACCAGUGCCUGCGGGAUCUCGCCAGGGAGCGGACAGAAGGCCUGGCCAUGGAGCAGCCAACACCAGCAGGCUGUGAAGGGCAAUGGGACAACAUGAGCUGCUGGCCAUCCACCACCACAGGCUGGACCGUGGAAGUGCAGUGUCCGAGAUUCCUCCAGAUGCUCACAGGCAGAAAUGGUUCCUUGCUUCGAAACUGUACACAAGGCGGCUGGUCUGAAACCUUCCCUAAGCCCGAUGUGGCCUGUGGGGUUGACAUGAACAACUUGUCCAAUGAGAAACGGCAUGCAUACCUGCUGAGGCUGAAGGUCAUGUACACCGUGGGCUACAGCUCCUCCCUCGUGAUGCUCCUGGCUGCCCUCGGCAUCCUCUGUGCUUUCCGGAGGCUCCACUGCACCCGCAACUACAUCCACAUGCACCUGUUUGUGUCCUUCAUCCUGCGUGCCCUCUCCAACUUCAUCAAGGAUGCUGUGCUCUUCUCCUCAGACGAUGCUGCCUCCUGUGACGCCCAGAAGGUGGGCUGCAAGCUGGUCAUGGUCUUCUUCCAGUACUGCAUCAUGGCCAACUACACCUGGCUGCUGGUGGAAGGCCUCUACCUCCACACGAUCCUGGUCAUCUCCUUUUUCUCCGAAAGGAAGUGCCUCCAGGGAUUUGUUGCCCUUGGAUGGGGUUCCCCAGCCAUCCUUGUCACUUUGUGGGCUGUCGCCAGGUACUUUCUGGAAGAUGAUGGGUGCUGGGAUAUCAAUGCCAAUGAACCUGUCUGGUGGGUCAUCCGAGGGCCUGUGAUCCUGUCCAUCCUGAUUAAUUUCAUUCUUUUCAUAAACAUUCUAAGAAUCCUGAUGAAAAAACUUAGAACCCAGGAAACAAGAGGAACCGAAGUACAGCAUUACAAGCGACUGGCUAAGUCCACUUUGCUGCUGAUCCCUCUCUUCGGCAUCCACUACAUCAUCUUCGUCUUCUCCCCAGAGGAUGCCAUGGAGAUCAAGCUGUUUUUUGAAUUGGCCCUUGGCUCAUUCCAGGGCCUGGUGGUGGCCGUCCUCUACUGCUUCCUCAACGGGGAGGUGCAGCUGGAGGUCCAGAAGAAGUGGCGGCAGUGGCACCCCCGUGAGCUCCCCCUGCGCCCGAUGCUCAGCUCCUCCUACAGCAAUGGCACCGGUGGCUUCACCCCUGGCACCACGGCCAGCCCCUCUGAGCAGAGCCUGAGCACCUGCAGGACCAGUAUCAUCUGAGAGACGCAGGCCAGAGGCCAGAAGGAGGAGGGUGGUGGAAGAGGGACAUCAAGGCUGGCCCAGGGGAGAGCUGACCAUGUCCGUCAGUCUGUUUGACCUGGGUGCUGUGGCUCAUUCCUCUGUCUUUCCUGCUGAAGACAUCCUGGUCCUUCAGCUCCUCCACUUCCAGGGACAAGCUCUGAUGCCCAGGGACCAUGAGAAAUCAAGGAGCUUUGGGCCUAGGUGGGCCUCUCUGCAGCUCACCUCUCGAGCAGCAUCCUCUUCCCACCCGUCUGCAGCCCACCUCUCCAGCAGUUAUCUCACGAACCUUCCAUCCGACAAUCACAAGAGAGGCUGGAGAGCCCUGGGGCCUACAUCCCUUUUAGGAAUCCUAACGAGGCCUAAAAGAUUUAGGCGUUGGGCUGCUAAUUUCGAGGUCGGCAGUUCAAACCCACCAGCAGGUCUGGGGGAGAAAGAUGAGGCUGUCUGCCCCCUUAAAGAUCUGUAGUCAUGGAAACCCGUAAGUCUGAAUCAGCUUGAUGCCAGGGGCUUGGUUUUAAUGAGGCCUGAAGCUUGGCCAUACUGUUACUUUUUCCAGGGGGCAGCUACUGCAGGAAACGGGCCUGGUCCUGUUGUGUUGAUGGCAAACAAAUGCCCCUGGGUCCUGUGACUUAGCUAGGAGGCAGAUCAGCCCAGGGCCUUUUAAUUUCAAAUCCCAGGCUCCCAGGACGCUGUGUCGGGCUUUCCCUGGGCCUGCUCCCAGGCACUGAAGGGGAGUGGCCGUUUCCCUUGUCCCUCUAAACUCCUGGGCCGCCCAGGAUAUAAGGCUCAGGCUUGACUCCUCUUGGAUAUCAGCACCACAUUCCCUUCCAGUUCCCCAACAAUGCCAAUUUAGAAAGACCAAAUAUCCCCCACCCCCUGCUUUAAAAAACAAAACAAAACCUACUAGUACUCCAAACUGAAACUAAUAAACAUGAAAAA
This is a messenger RNA of Echinops telfairi (small Madagascar hedgehog), 2371 nucleotides long. It is a transcript of the gene SCTR, whose product is annotated as secretin receptor. NCBI's taxonomy places the organism in Eukaryota, Metazoa, Chordata, Mammalia, Afrosoricida, Tenrecidae. The transcript has 13 exons. Gene Ontology annotation, cellular component: plasma membrane. Gene Ontology annotation, biological process: cell surface receptor signaling pathway; adenylate cyclase-modulating G protein-coupled receptor signaling pathway; brain development. Gene Ontology annotation, molecular function: G protein-coupled peptide receptor activity; secretin receptor activity; peptide hormone binding. The coding region runs from base 95 to 1411 and encodes 438 amino acids. The record is from RefSeq and is a predicted model, not a curated record.